This is a messenger RNA of Recurvomyces mirabilis, 669 nucleotides long. RefSeq lists its product as uncharacterized. The coding region runs from base 1 to 669 and encodes 222 amino acids. The transcript has a single exon. NCBI's taxonomy places the organism in Eukaryota, Fungi, Ascomycota, Dothideomycetes, Mycosphaerellales, Teratosphaeriaceae. The record is from RefSeq and is a predicted model, not a curated record.
AUGAGGUCUUAUACUCUAGCAACCACUGUCGUCGCCUCUGCGAUCUUGCUUGGCACUACACAAGCCCAGCUGCUGCCAUUCUUCGCCAAACCUUCGCCAUCCGUCCAAGCGAACCACAACCAACAGCAACAGCCUCUAGUCCGCCCUGGCAUCCAAAUGCCUCAGGACGACUCUCCCGUGAAGGAGCCUCCACCACCACAAGGCGACAUUAUCCUCUCCGACGUCCUCGGCACACAACGAACCAUCAAUAUCUUUGCGGGCUUCACCAGAGACAUAACCACUCUCUCAACCCGCCUAGACACAAGUCUCCUCAACACUACCGUGCUCGCACCUUCCAAUAGCGCAAUACAGAAUCUACCACGAAAGCCAUGGGAGUCACCAGCAGACUACGAUAAGAUUGGCGCCAAGGCCUACGGCGGAAAUGAUGGCAGUGCAAGGGCGCAGGAGAAUCUAAAGAAGUUCUGCGAAGCGCAUAUCGUGCCACAAUCGCCGUGGAAAGAGGGGGAGAAAGUCAAGACGUUGGCUGGUGAUGAGGUGUGGUGGGAGAGUACAGGGCCAGGCGGGAAAGCAGUGGUUAUGCCCGGGAAGGUGGAGGUGGAAAAGGUGGUUAGUCGCGUUGCUAAUGGAGAGGUGUGGAUGCUUGGAAGUGUUUUGAAUUAUGCGCAAUAA